Coprinopsis cinerea okayama7#130 is the source of this 1560-nucleotide messenger RNA. Its product is annotated as cytochrome P450. Gene Ontology annotation, molecular function: iron ion binding; heme binding; oxidoreductase activity, acting on paired donors, with incorporation or reduction of molecular oxygen. The transcript is spliced from 13 exons. The record is from RefSeq and is a predicted model, not a curated record. Bases 1 to 1560 code for a protein of 519 amino acids. NCBI's taxonomy places the organism in Eukaryota, Fungi, Basidiomycota, Agaricomycetes, Agaricales, Psathyrellaceae.
AUGACUUCCUCCACUACAUUUUCGACCCUCUCCUUUGUCCUUUCCCUUGUUCUCUUUAUCACAUUUCUUUUCUAUCGCGCCAACAAGAACGCUAGACACCAUCUCCCUCCAGGGCCCAAAGGCCUCCCAUUCAUCGGAAAUGUCCUCCAAAUGCCCUCGAGCAACCAGGUUGAGGCCUUCAAGGCAUGGGCCAACGAGUAUGGGGAUCUCGUCUACGUCCAAAUUUUUGGACAGCCGAUGGUCAUCCUAGACAGCUUGCAAGUCGCGCGUGAUCUUCUCGAUAAAAGGAGCUCCAUCUACUCUGAUCGUCCUCGAUUCGUCCUAUUUUCUGAAUUGAUGGGCUGGCAUAGUGCUUCGACACAUGUACGAUAUGGGCCACGAUUUAGGAAACAUCGCCGCUUCAUGAAUCAGAUAUUCAAUUCUAGAGCCAUUUCCGCCUUUCGCCCUCUACAACACAAGGAAACGUUGACAGCCAUGGAAGGCCUGCUGAAUUCUCCCGACUCGUUUGUCGACCACUUUAGGCGCUUUGCGGCAUCCACGAUCCUUAAGAUCACAUAUGGUCACGAAGUGCAUUCAGCGGACGAUCGAUUCGUGCAGUUAGCUGAACGCGCCGCGACCAUGACAGUGCAGUCUGGAUCUCCCGCCGCUACCCUGGUCGAUUUCUUUCCAGUGAUGAGACAUAUUCCCACUUGGGCGCCAUUCUCGUCGUUCAAGCGGAAAGCCUUGGAGACCAGGAAAGCUGUCGAAGACAUGAUGGAGAUCCCCUUCCAGCUUGUCAAGCAAGAGAUGAAAUCAGGGGUUGCUAUCCCAUCAUAUACUUCCUCAUUACUCGAAUCCCGCCGAAACCCUGAGGAUGGUUCAGUGGAUGCCGAAGACGAAGAGGAUAUAAAAGGUUCAGCCGGUACUCUUUAUGCUGGUGAGAGCUUAUUUUCCGCUUCUCCCAUGAUUACGUCGGCCUUGUUGCACACCUUUGUCUUGGCGAUGGUUCUCCACCCUGAUGUCCUGAAGAAGGUUCAGACUGAACUUGAUCAGGUCGUUGGUAAUCACCGUCUACCUACGUUGGAGGAUCGGCCUUCUCUUCCAUACUUCGAAUGCGUGCUCAAGGAAGUACUUCGAUGGAACCCCCUAGUCCCGCUUGGGAUGCCCCAUCGGCUUAUGGACGACGACUAUUACCGAGAUUACCUGAUUCCCAAGAACUCGACUGUGCUUGUGAACAUUUAUUCUAUUCUUCGUGAUUGUCCGAACUCCGACGCAUUCUACCCUGAACGCUAUCUGGAAGACCCCUCGCUACCUGAUCCUAAAACGAUUAUCUUUGGAUUUGGUCGUCGUGUGUGUCCUGGCCGAUUCUUGGCCGACGCGAGUGUCUUUAUGAUUUUGACAACCAUGGUCACUUUGUUUGACAUUUCCAAGUCCGUUGAUUCCGACGGUCGAGAGAUUGUUCCAGAGGUGGAAUACACCGAAGGAUUUGUUCGCCACCCUAAGCCCUUCAACUGUACCAUUAAGCCCCGCUCCUCCACGGUCGCGAAGUUGAUUAGUCAAGCCAAGAGCGACUCGAUUUGA